Panicum virgatum (switchgrass) is the source of this 3242-nucleotide messenger RNA. Its product is annotated as pullulanase 1, chloroplastic-like. The record is from RefSeq and is a predicted model, not a curated record. The coding region runs from base 74 to 2974 and encodes 966 amino acids. Gene Ontology annotation, biological process: carbohydrate metabolic process. The transcript is spliced from 27 exons. Gene Ontology annotation, molecular function: pullulanase activity. Lineage: Eukaryota; Viridiplantae; Streptophyta; Magnoliopsida; Poales; Poaceae.
AAAUAAAUAAAUCAGUUAUUAUUACAAGGCUGGCCUCUCCGCCUUCCUCUCCCUCCCUCGAAUCCAAACGCCAAUGCAAAUGCUGCUCCACGCCAGCUCCGCCUUCGCCCUCGCGCCACCCCCGCGCGUCGCCGCCGCCGCCGCCGCCGCCCCGUCGUCAGCUUCGCCGAGGAGGUCAGGCGCAGCGCGGGCCUCUCCGCCGCCGGCGCAUUCCGCGCGCGCCGCGGCUCCCGGGACCCUGAGGGUGCUCCACGCCGCGCCGAGGCCCCCCAUGGCGACGGGGAAGGAGGACGCCGGCGCUGACGUCGGCGUCGCCGAGGCCACCCAGGAGUUUUUGUCAGAUGCAAGAGCUUACUGGGUCACCAAGUCCCUGAUUGCCUGGGAUGUCAGCGAUCAAGAAACCUCCCUGUACUUAUAUGCAAGCAGAAGUGCUACAAUGUGCAUGUCAAAUGGGGUUGUUGAAGGUUAUGAUUCCAAAGUUCAGCUGCAACUGGAACACGGCGGGCUUCCAGCCAGUGUGACUGAGAAAUUCCCUUUUAUCAGCUGCUAUAGAGCCUUCAGAGUUCCAAGCUCUGUUGAUGUUGCCAGCCUUGUGAAAUGCCAACUGGCUGUCGCUUCUUUUGAUGGUCAUGGGAAAAGCCAAGAUUUUACUGCAUUGCAACUACCUGGCGUGUUGGAUGACAUGUUUGCCUACACUGGACCACUUGGCGCAGUUUUCAGUGAGAAAGCUGUGAGUCUGCAUCUAUGGGCUCCUACAGCACAGGAUGUGAGUGUGAGCUUCUAUGAUGGUCCAGUGGGGCCUUUACUGGAGGCUGUGCAACUCAAUGAGUCAAAUGGUGUUUGGAGUGUUACUGGUCCAAAAAACUGGGAGAACAGGUAUUAUCUGUAUGAAGUCACAGUAUAUCAUCCAGCUACAUCACAAGUUGAGAAAUGUUUGGCUGAUGAUCCUUAUGCUAGAGGGCUGUCUGCAAAUGGAACACGGACUUGGUUGGUCGACAUUAAUAGUGAAACAUUGAAGCCACCUUCAUGGGAUAAAUUGGCGGCGGAAAAGCCAAAGCUUGAUUCUUUUUCUGACAUAAGCAUAUAUGAAUUGCAUAUUCGCGAUUUCAGUGCCCAUGAUAGCACCGUGGACUGUCAUUCUCGAGGAGGAUUCUGCGCAUUUACAUGUCAGGAUACAGCAGGAAUACGACACCUAAGGAAACUGUCUGAUGCUGGUUUGACUCAUGUGCAUUUGUUGCCAAGCUUUCAAUUUGGAGGUGUUGAUGACAUUAAGAACAAUUGGAAAUUUGUUGAUGAGGCUGAGCUGUCAAAACUCCCUCCAGGAUCAGAUUUACAACAAGAUGCAGUUGUAGCUAUUCAGGAAGAGGACCCUUAUAAUUGGGGAUAUAACCCUGUGCUUUGGGGAGUUCCGAAAGGAAGCUAUGCAAGUAACCCAGAUGGUCCAAAUCGUAUUAUUGAAUACCGACAGAUGGUCCAGGCCCUGAAUCACUUAGGUCUUCGUGUUGUCAUGGAUGUUGUAUACAAUCAUUUAUACUCAAGUGGCCCUUCUGCCACCACUUCGGUGCUUGACAAGAUUGUACCUGGAUACUACCUUAGAAGGGAUACUAAUGGUCAGAUUGAGAACAGCGCAGCCGUGAACAAUACAGCAAGCGAGCAUUUCAUGGUUGAUAGAUUAAUCGUGGAUGACCUUCUGAAUUGGGCAGUAAAUUACAAAGUUGAUGGGUUCAGAUUUGAUCUUAUGGGACAUAUCAUGAAAAAGACAAUGAUGAGAGCAACAUCUGCUCUUCAGAGCCUUACAAUAGAUGAACAUGGCGUGGAUGGUUCAAAGAUAUACUUGUAUGGUGAAGGAUGGGACUUUGGUGAAGUCGCACAAAAUAAACGUGGGAUAAAUGGAUCCCAGCUUAAUAUGAGUGGCACAGGGAUUGGUAGUUUCAAUGACAGAAUCCGUGAUGCUAUUAAUGGGGGGAGUCCAUUUGGUAAUCCACUACAACAAGGUUUUUCUACUGGUCUAUUCCUAGAGCCAAAUGGAUUUUAUCAGGGCAAUGAAACAGAAACCAGGCUCACGCUUGCUACAUACAGUGACCAUAUACAGAUUGGAUUAGCUGGUAAUCUGAAGGACUAUGUACUAAUAUCUCAUACCGGAGAAGUUAAGAAAGGAUCUGAAGUUCGCACUUUCGAUGGGUCACCUGUUGGCUAUACUUCAUCCCCUAUAGAAACAAUCAACUAUGCUUCUGCUCAUGACAAUGAAACUCUAUUUGACAUUAUUAGUCUAAAGACCCUGAUGAGCCUCUCAAUUGACGAGAGAUGCAGGAUAAAUCAUUUGUCCACAAGCAUCAUUGCAUUAUCCCAGGGAAUACCAUUUUUCCAUGCUGGUGAUGAGAUACUGCGAUCUAAGUCGCUUGAUCGUGAUUCAUAUAACUCUGGUGAUUGGUUUAACAAGCUUGAUUUUACCUAUGAAACAAACAAUUGGGGUGUUGGGCUUCCACCAAGGGAAAAGAAUGAAGGGAGUUGGCCUUUGAUGAAACAAAGAUUGGAGAACCCGUCAUUCAAAUCUACAAAAGAUCACAUUCUUUCGGCCUUAGACAAUUUUGUUGACAUACUGAAGAUUAGAUACUCAUCGCCACUAUUUCGUCUAAGUACAGCAAGUGACAUUGAGCAACGUGUUCACUUUCACAACACAGGCCCAUCUUUGGUUCCGGGAGUUAUUAUCAUGAGCAUUGAAGAUGCACGGAAUGAUACGUAUGAGAUGGCCCAGUUAGAUAAAAACUUCUCUUGUGUCGUUACAGUCUUCAAUGCAUGUCCACACGAAGUAUCAAUGGAAAUCCCUGAUCUCAUGUCAAUGGAGCUUCAGUUGCAUCCUGUGCAGGUGAACUCAUCGGAUGCUUUAGUCCGGCAAUCCGCAUUCGACUCCACUACUGGUCGAUUCACAAUACCCACAAGAACAACAGCAGUGUUCGUUGAACCCAGGUGCUGAUGCCUUUUGCAAACAAAUGCAUUUCGGCAUCGAAGAAAGUGAGUGUAAGAAUAGGAGUCCUUAAAUAUGUAUACAUAAAGAGAUGGAUUGAAGCUAAGGGCAUGUCUUGGCUAGUUUAUAUAAAAAUAAGGUGCCAGUUUAUAUAAAAAUAAGAUGCCCAAGUCGCCAAUGCUUGGCUGCCAUGUGUAUGUUGCUGAUCAUCAAAACAAGAGUGUAUUGCAUGGUUUGCAAAAUAAAUGAAGGGCCUUGGUUCCUUAUCUUUUUGCAA